This is a messenger RNA of Pelobates cultripes (western spadefoot toad), 832 nucleotides long. The record is from the annotation of a GenBank genome assembly. Lineage: Eukaryota; Metazoa; Chordata; Amphibia; Anura; Pelobatidae.
AUGUCGAACCCCAAAGGAAAGAAGAAUGCACAGAAAAACGAAAAACUGAAUUUCUUCACCCAAAAAAACGCAAGUAACUCUGAAGCUGAACGCGGCCCAUAUCAAGAUGGAGCUGACGAACAAACAGCGGGAAACAUCCCAAACACGGGCCCAUCAUAUGAAGGCCAGGAAAACAUGACAAAAACGUACCUAGAUGAAGCGAUGAACACCAUGGCGGACAAACUUAUAAAGACAUGGCAAUCCUCCAUAGGACAACUCCGCAAGGAGAUACAAGACAUUGGUAGCAGAACCACACACGUGGAAAAUAAACUAAGUGAGUAUGUCACAGGGCACAACGACAUGGCCAACCAUGUGGCGACACUGGAACAAAAAAUAGAAAUAAUGGAAGCACGUAUGGCUGAAGCAGAGGAUCGCUCACGGAGGAACAACCUCAGGCUGAGAGGAGUCCCGGAGACCAUCAUGCCGAAUGAUCUGCAGGCUUAUGUUCAGGGCCUACUGCGGGCAUACGCUCCAGACAUACCCACAGAUAUGCUCUUAGUGGAUCGGGUGCAUAGGGUACCCAAACCACGCAACUUACCUGAUUCCAUUCUUCGAGACGUCCUCUUGAGGGCACAUUAUUUUCAUAUAAAAGAAGCAGUGCUGCGAGCUAGCAGAAACCGCACAGAACUGCAUGAAACCUACACAACAGUCAAGAUAUUAGCAGACCUAUCCACGGCGACCCUCAAACGCAGAAGGGACUUUCACCCAGUGAAAGAGGAACUGCGUUGCGCUGGAAUUAGAUACCGUUGGGGGUACCCUACCAAGCUGCUAAUCACAAAGAACGGCGGGCUGA